Messenger RNA from Trichobilharzia regenti, 1062 nucleotides. Lineage: Eukaryota; Metazoa; Platyhelminthes; Trematoda; Strigeidida; Schistosomatidae. The record is from the annotation of a GenBank genome assembly.
AUGUCUGGAAGACGAACACAGUCAGAAUCACGCAUAACCACUGACAAAAGUGUUACAGAUUCAUGGGCAGACAGUUUAGACAGAGACAUUUCCUUUGAAAGCCGCCAUCCACCAGAAAGAGAUUUCGGUAAUCAUGUUUAUCAUGAGUGCGAUAUUUAUCUCCUUAAGCAAAUUGAUUUGGCUAAAGACGAACCGUUUUCAAGAGAAAGGAUUCAAUCCCUUUUGGAAAAAUAUUACAAUUCGAAGCAAACUCAUUGUAGGCUAUAUAUGUUUGAUGAUUCAAUGAGGUUUGAAAGAAUUAAAACAAUGGGCCGUAGAGUAGUGCAAUCAGACUUACGCUAUGAAGAUAUUAAACGCUGUUCAACGUUCCGUUCUAAACCAAACGCAUUAGUUUUGUGCACGUCGAACCAGUUUGGGGAUAAACGUGCUUGUGAAUUAUUUCGCUGUAAAUCACUAGUUGAUCUGAACAAAAUCUGCGAUUUAAUCGACAAAGCUACACAAUCAAAAACAUUCCGAUUAUCACAACGGCCAAUAGUCUACAAUGACAAUCUGAAAUUGACAAAUUACACAAAUAAUAAAAGCAGAACUAUGUCAGCUGAUUCAGUUCAAAAUUUAUCACAGAAGCCAAAAUCGCUUAUAGGCGACUACAGUGAAUAUUCCAAAAAAACAUGUGACGAAGCUGUUGGAUCGUGGAGAAUUUCUAAACGGGAUUAUUAUAGACGCAAUUCCCUGAAAGAAAUCAAACCGUGUGAAGUGGAAAAUAGACAAUUAUACAAGUCAGAUACACAUGAUUUGAACUCAUUAUCAUAUCAAGUAGUCGCAUCUCACUCUUCCACUAAGCAGACAGUUUAUGAACCUAAACUUAGCUUAUAUAACCAAGAGUUUCCCAACGAAAGUAAGCAGCAAAAAUCUAGUAAAUUGCCAAGAAUAAAAAUUGAUAGGGAUUUUACAUCACCAUUUCAAAACUGGGACGAUGCUGUGACCUACUUACAAAUUCAUCCAAUUUAUGGACCACAAAUCAAUGGGCGUGGACCAAUUUACAUGUAUGCAUUACAACUAUGA